AUGCCGCCCCGACCAUCCCUCGCCGCGCUGAGGGGGUACGCCACGGCGGCCGCGCCCAAGGCCGCCAGCGCUAGCAAGACUGCCGUGCCCGCUCCCGUCUUUAUCUCGCCCAGCGCCGAGGCAAACGCCCCCCGCAUCUACACGGAGCGCAAGGCGUUCCUGUACGACUACUACGCGCACCUGCUCAAGAGGUCCCAACUCGUCCUCCUCUUCAAGCACGAGAACCUCUCUGUUCCGAUGUCUGGAAAUCUGCGCUUCGCCAUCUCCAAGAUCCCAGUGCCCCGCCCCGCGUCGCUGCCUCAAGAUCAAGAGCUCGAGAAGGCGACGCUCACCAUUACGCGUACGGGUAUUCUCGCGCCUGUCGUGCGCGCCGUCCAGCCAGAGGCUGACUUGUCGCCUCUCCUCGAGGGGCCUACUGCCGUGAUCACCUGCCCAUCUCUCUCGCCCAAGUACGUCAAGACUAUGCUUGCGGCGAUUGAGCGCGUCAUCAAGGCCAGCCAGAAGGACGACGACCCAAAGAAGGGGCCGGUCGCCCAGCCCGCUUUCACACUCCUCGCUGGCGUCCUCGAGGGCAAGACGCUGCUUAACCCUGCUCAGGUCGCCGACGCCGCAAAGCUCCCCGAGCUCGACCAGCUGCGCGCCCAGCUCGUUGGCCUCCUGGAGAUGCCGCAGCGCCAGCUCCUCGGCGUCGUCCAGCAGGCAGGCGGCGGAUCGCUUGUCCGCACUCUCCAGGGCCUCGAGGAGACCCUCAAGGAGAAGGAGGGCGGCGCCGCUCCCUCCCCAUAG
This is a messenger RNA of Cutaneotrichosporon cavernicola, 786 nucleotides long. RefSeq lists its product as uncharacterized. Gene Ontology annotation, cellular component: mitochondrial large ribosomal subunit. NCBI's taxonomy places the organism in Eukaryota, Fungi, Basidiomycota, Tremellomycetes, Trichosporonales, Trichosporonaceae. The record is from RefSeq and is a predicted model, not a curated record. The transcript has a single exon. The coding region runs from base 1 to 786 and encodes 261 amino acids. Gene Ontology annotation, biological process: translation. Gene Ontology annotation, molecular function: structural constituent of ribosome.